Molecule: messenger RNA, 1221 nt
Organism: Closterium sp. Naga37s-1
Lineage: Eukaryota; Viridiplantae; Streptophyta; Zygnematophyceae; Desmidiales; Closteriaceae
Source: the annotation of a GenBank genome assembly
AUGGUGAAGGCCGGAUUCGCUGGGGACGACGCUCCCCGCGCCGUGUUCCCCAGCAUCGUGGGGCGUCCACGUCACCAUGACGUCAUGAUAGGGAUGGGGCAGAAGGACGCGUACGUGGGUGACGAGGCACACAGCAAGCGAGGCAUCCUGACCAUCAAGUACCCCAUCGAGCACGGCAUAGUGAGCAACUGGGACGACAUGGAGCGCGUGUGGGCGCACACCUUCUACAACGAGCUGCGAGUGUCCCCCGAGGAGCACCCUGUGCUGCUCACCGAGCCGCCACUCAACCCCAAGGCGAACCGCGAGCGCAUGGUGCUGAUCAUGAUGGAGUCGUUCCACGUGCCCGCUGUGUACGUUGCCAUUCAAGCCAUUCUCAGCCUCUACUCCUCCGGCCGCACCACAGGUCUGGUGGUGGAUUCAGGCGAUGGGGUCUCCCACGUGGUGCCCAUCUAUGAGGGCUACACGCUGCCACAUGCCAUCCACCGAUUGGACCUCGCGGGCCGUGACGUCAGCAGCCAUCUGGCGAUGCUGCUGACGGAGCGAGGCUACUCCUUCACCACCUCAGCAGAGAGGGAAAUCGUCCGGGACAUAAAGGAGAAGCUGUGUUACGUGGCAGAGGACUAUGAGAAAGAGAUUGCGCUGGUUGAGAGUGGUGGAGUAGGAGUGGGAGGAGUGGGAGGAGGUAGAAGGAGAGGAGGGGAGGAGGGCGGGGCUGGAAGGAAGAAGGGAGGGAGGUCCGAGAGGGAGACACCGAGCGGUAGUGCUGACACUGCCGCUGCUGCUACUGCAGCUACCAGUCUCGACAAGACCUACGAGCUGCCCGACGGGCAGGUGAUAACAAUCGGUUCGGAGCGGUUCCGCGCGCCAGAAAUUCUCUUCUCGCCCUCCCUCGUGGGCAUGGAGGCACCAGGCCUGCACGAAGCAGCAUACAACACCAUCAUGAAAUGCGAUGUGGAUGUGCGGAGGGACCUGUAUGCAAACAUAGUGCUGAGUGGCGGCUCUUCUAUGUUCCCGGGGAUGCCUGAGAGGAUUCAGAGGGAGGUGGGGGGACUGGCGCCGGGGAGUGUGCGCGUGCGUGUGGUGGCGCCUCCUGAGCGCAAGUACAGCGUGUGGAUCGGCGGGUCUAUCCUUGCGUCUCUCACCACGUUUGAACAGAUGUGGAUCACAAGGGAGGAGUAUGAGGAGUAUGGCCCCAGCAUUGUGCACCGCAAGUGUUUCUAG